UGGUGUGAGCAAAGCAACAGAAACCAGAGAAAGAGGAACCGAUUGAAAGAAGUUGUUUCAUUCUUGCUCGAUCGACCCCGCGCCGGCCGGCCAUGGGGAGCGACGACAGCGGCCGUGGCAGCAUCGCCUUCUUCGGGACCUACCGCCCGCCGGUGCCACUGGACAUCUACUCCUGCCCGGCCGACCCGCCGCCGUCCUCGCGGGAGGACGAGCAGCACCUCACCGACGGCGUCUCCUACAACCAGAACGGCCGGUCCAUCCCGGCGGCCGCGCUCAAGGAGCUCCUCACGUUCCUUGGCAAGAAGAACCCCGCGCUCGCCGCCGAGUGCGGCGCCACGCCGGACGACGCCGAGAAGGGCCGCGUCACCGGCCUCGUCUUCGUCUCCGAGAGGGACAAGGGGCUCGAGACGCUGCACGUGGCCCUUGUGCGCCCCAAAGGCGAAGGUGGUGCGGUGAAGGUGCUGAGCCUGGGCGACGUCUACGGCGCCGACACCUUCGGCGGCUCGCGGAUGGAGGACAGCGGCUGCAUCGCCGGCGGCUUCAAGGUGGGCGCUCGCACCGUUGGCCACUCGCUCGUGUACGUCUCCACCAAGGAGCCGGUGACGAAGCGCCGCACGCCCUGGACCGUGGUGUACAGGACCAACCUCGCCGACGGCAAGACCGAGCGCCUUACCCCGCCAGGCCAGUACGACGUGAGCCCGGCCGUGUCGCCGUCCGGCAAGAUGGUGGCCGUGGCCAACUUCCGCGGGAACAAGUGGACCGGCGAGAUCGAGCGCCUCAACACCGACAUCGCCAUCAUGAACGUGGACAAGGCGGCGCAGGGCGGCCUGCGCCGCAGGAUCCUCAUCCGGGACGGCGGCUGGCCGACGUGGGGCAGCGAGAACGUCAUAUUCUUCCACCGUGGGACCGGGGAGUCCCCGACGAACUGGGCCGUGUUCCGGUACGACAUCGCCACCAAGGAGACCGUGCGGGUGACGCCCGAGGCCAUCGACGCCAUGACUCCGGCGGCCGUCAGCGAGACCAGGGUGGCCGUGGCCACCAUCCGCCAGAAGUCUAGGCAGGCCGCCAUGACCACGCCGCGAGAGGAGGCGCAGUACCGCCACAUCGAGAUCUUCGACGUCGCGUCGCCGGACCGGCCCGUGCAGAUCAGCCAGAAAAUCAGGCCGAAAGGCGACCACUACAACCCUUUCGUGGCCGACGGCGGAAGCCGCAUCGGCUACCAUCGGGUCAGAACCGAUGAUCUCGUCAUUGGGAAUAAUCUUUCCGCGCCUACGAAGAGCUUCGACAAGAUGCACUCCCCUCACACAGAUGUGGGGCUGUUCAGGGUGUCGGGUGUGUUCCCAACCAUUUCCAAGGAUGGCGCCAAGCUCGCCUUCGUCGACAACGAGUUCAAGGCCGUGUGGCUUGCCGACACCCAAGGCCUGCGAGUCGUCUACGAGAAGCGGGGCUCCAACAGCGUCUUCUCAACGGCGUGGAACCAGAACCCUAACAAGGACACGUUGUACGUCUGCGUGGGGCCGUCCUUCUCCGCCGCCAAGCCGCUGGAAAUCUACGCCAUCUCCAACGUGUCCGGGCCGUCCGCCGGCCGGAAGGUGCAGCGCCUCACCGCCGGGAACUUCAACAACGCCUUCCCGUCGAGCAACGCGCAGGGGGACAAGUUCGUGUUCCGGUCCACGAGGGACGGCGGCAAGGAGAAGUUCCACAAGAACCUCUACAUCAUGGAGGACGCGGAGGAGGGGGAGUUCGGCCAGGGCACGGUGACGCGGCUCACCAACGGGCCGUGGACCGACACCCACUGCAGCUGGUCGCCCAAGGGGGACUGGGUCGUCUUCUCCUCUACCCGCGAGAUGCCAGCCAGCGCGCCGGAGAUGGCCUUCCUCGAUGCGGGCUACUUCGCCGUGUACCUGGUGAAGGUUAGCGACCCCACGGUGGUGGUGCGGGUGGUACAGAGCUCGGCGACCCUCGCGGGACACGUGAACCACCCCAUUUUCAGCCCGGACAUGAGGAGCAUCGUUUUCGCCUCCGACCUUGCCGCUGUCUCCAAUGAGCCUAUCUCCAUGCCUGUCUUCCUUCACUCCGUUAGGCCCUACGGAGAUAUCCUCUCCGUCGACCUCCGCGACACCGAUGAUAUCACCAAGAACAAGGACAUCCAGGAGUUCCACCGCAUCACGCAUAGCCGCUACGAGUACUCCACUCCGACAUGGACCAAGUUCGCCACCGACGACCCCAACGAGCAGUGGAACAUGCUCGCCGCCAAGGGCAGCGCCACAUUCAAGCCGGCGUGCCCCUACAUGUACCCUGACGGAGGAGAGGGGUGGCACAUGGCCGGCCACCUCACCAUCCCAAAGAGAUGCUGCUAGCUUUCCUCAAAUUUUUUCUAUUUCAUAAGUACGCUUAAUUGCGCACUUGAAUAAAGUUUGAUUUCUAUUUUA
Molecule: messenger RNA, 2432 nt
Organism: Aegilops tauschii subsp. strangulata
Lineage: Eukaryota; Viridiplantae; Streptophyta; Magnoliopsida; Poales; Poaceae
Source: RefSeq, a predicted model, not a curated record